CGCUCUCGCCCUUGUACAUAACGAACUGGUCUCGGCCGCGGCCUGAGGGAUCCUUGAGGAACCAUCGCAGAUGCUCCUUCUCGGUGAACUCGUCGAUGUGAGGGGGUUGGUAGGUCUCGUCGAUACGACCUUCUCGUCCAUAUCGCUCGAUAUCGGUGAACUUGUUGACGCGGAGAGUGUGCUUCUUGUCGAGGGGGGUGAGGUCGAGCUCGCGAGUAGCGGCAGCAGCCUCAGCGGGCGAAGAGUAUUCGACAAAGGCGAAUCUUAAAAACGGGAUCAGCUUCAUGUUCGAUGCAUCUUCAGUUCCAAGCAUGGCACCUACCGAAAAGACUUUCCGUCGUCACCCAUGGGCAUAUGUAUCAAGUCCUCGCGUGUCUUGCCGACUGUGUUGAGCUUCUUCAACAAGAACUUGACAAGCUUGGGCUUCUGAUCCUCUGUGACUUGGGGCAGGCCAUCGAUAACCACGAAGCUGUCAUAGCCUUGUUCCAGUGAAACCUCGAAUCGUUCUCGCAGAUCGGAGAUAUCAAUAUCAUCCUCGUUGAACUCGUCAUCGUCAAGGUCGGCCUCGCGGAGGUGGUCGAAAGAGGGCGCCAUGAUGGGCGAUAUUUGGUUGUUGGAGGGGUGCAAGAAAAAAUGCCCCGCUCUCACUCGUUUCUGUACGGUUUUUUUCGAGGGUUUGGGAGGGUUCGGCUACCGAGCACAGGUUUGCGGAAAUGGCCUUUUUGCGCGCGGGAGAUAUGACCUCUGGAAGACACGCAAAGGCUUGUCUAGAACGGCGCAGAAUGUCGCUCGGGAACGUGCGGAGUCUUGAUGUUGCGGUGCCAACCUAGUGCAGCACAAAUUUGGUGUUCUGCUUCACUUUCCAACGAAAGUGUGCGUGAUGCGGAGAAAUGAUAAUACUGGCCCGAAGCUUGCGGCUCCCACCGCGGGGCAAAUCACGUGUGGGCUUUGCUGGCCCCUGGAGUGGAGGGGCUGCGGUUUGCUAAGCUGGAUGGGAGCUCCAGAAAAAAAGGCUGCAACGUCUACCCCAAGGCUGAAGCAUAUUGACGUUGACGACGACGAUAACCUUUUACGUUUUUAUAGGUUUCGCCGUGUACAAAGUCGUAUUGUUAGCCCAUCAUGUCUUUCCAACCAACCCAAAUUUUUGAGGAGGGCACUACUGAGGAAAAGGGUGAGAAUGCUCGUCUCGCCGCCUUUGUCGGUGCCAUCGCCGUCGGUGACCUCGUAAAGAGCACCCUUGGUCCUAAGGGUAUGGACAAGAUUCUCCAGUCAGCCUCCACCGCCGAAAUCAUGGUUACCAACGACGGUGCCACAAUCCUCAAGUCGAUCGCCCUCGAUAACGCCGCCGCAAAGGUUCUGGUCAAUAUUUCGAAGGUCCAAGACGACGAAGUCGGUGACGGUACCACCUCCGUUGCUGUUCUCGCUGCCGAGCUAUUGAGAGAGGCGGAGAAGCUGGUCGACAAGAAGAUCCACCCCCAGACUAUUAUUGAGGGCUACCGGAUAGCCAGCCAGGCUGCGCUGAAGGCCUUGGAAGGAUCAGCCGUUGAUCACAGCAAGAACCCCGAAGCCUUCCGACAAGAUCUGCUCGCCAUUGCCCGAACAACACUCAGCUCCAAGGUCCUGGCCCAGGACCGCAAACAGUUCGCCGAAUUGGCCGUUGAUGCCGUCCUCCGACUCAAGUCGUCCGACCUCAACCACAUCCAGAUCAUCAAGAAGGCCGGAGGCAAACUCAGUGACUCAUACCUUGACGAAGGUUUCAUUCUCGAUAAGAAGAUCGGUGUCAACCAGCCCAAGCGACUAGAGAAGGCCAAGAUUCUGGUGGCCAACACCUCCAUGGACACCGACAAGGUCAAGAUCUUUGGUGCCCGUGUUAAGGUUGGUUCAACAAGCAAGCUUGCUGAACUUGAAAAGGCCGAGAAGGAGAAGAUGAAGGCCAAGGUUGAGAAGAUCAAGGCACACGGCAUCAACUGCUUCAUCAACCGACAGCUCAUUUACAACUGGCCCGAGCAGCUGUUUACUGAUGCCGGCAUCAUGUCAAUUGAGCAUGCUGACUUCGACGGUAUUGAGCGUCUUGCCCUGGUCACAGGCGGUGAGAUUGCCUCGACCUUUGACCAUCCCGAUCAAGUCAAGCUUGGCCACUGCGACGUUAUCGAGGAGGUUAUUAUUGGAGAAGAUACUCUCAUCAAGUUCUCCGGUGUUGCUGGUGGUGAAGCUUGCACAAUUGUCCUUCGAGGUGCCACAGAACAGCUCCUUGAUGAGGCCGAGCGAAGUCUGCAUGAUGCCCUUGCUGUUCUGUCACAGACUGUCAAGGAACCCCGAACCACCCUUGGCGGUGGUUGUGCCGAGAUGCUCAUGGCCAAGGCGGUUGAAGGCGCUGCUACCCGAGUUGAGGGUAAGCGACAACUGGCUGUCUCUAGCUUUGCCGUCGCUCUUCGACAACUUCCCACUAUCCUUGCCGACAACGCUGGUCUCGACUCUGGUGACCUUGUUGCCAGAUUACGCAAGGCUCUCUACGAUGGUCUUACCACUUACGGCCUGGACCUGAUGACCCCUGGUGGUGGUAUUACUGAUAUGCGAGAUCUCGGUGUUAUCGAGAGUUACAAGUUGAAGAAGGCUGUGGUGUCUUCGGCCAGCGAAGCCGCAGAGCUUCUUCUUCGAGUGGACGAUAUCAUCCGGGCAGCUCCUCGUCGACGAGAGCGUAUGUAAGGCUGGUUUAGGUAGCCGUUGAGGACGAGUCAAUAUGCAUAGACCAUGAUGAUCUGUAAUGAUACCAUAGAUGCUGGAAAAAUGGAAAAAAGGACCAUCGUGAAUGAGCCUUGCCUUAUGACGAACAAUGAGUUUCCCAUAAAUACGUGCUUUUGAAUGAGCAGUGUCGUGCCAGUGCCAGCAGCCCGGGACU
Messenger RNA from Fusarium odoratissimum NRRL 54006, 2899 nucleotides. Its product is annotated as T-complex protein 1 subunit beta. Gene Ontology annotation, molecular function: ATP-dependent protein folding chaperone; ATP binding; ATP hydrolysis activity. The record is from RefSeq and is a predicted model, not a curated record. Gene Ontology annotation, biological process: protein folding. NCBI's taxonomy places the organism in Eukaryota, Fungi, Ascomycota, Sordariomycetes, Hypocreales, Nectriaceae. The coding region runs from base 1120 to 2706 and encodes 528 amino acids. Gene Ontology annotation, cellular component: chaperonin-containing T-complex; cytosol. The transcript is spliced from 4 exons.